This is a messenger RNA of Capsella rubella, 1822 nucleotides long. Its product is annotated as BAG family molecular chaperone regulator 7. The record is from RefSeq and is a predicted model, not a curated record. The coding region runs from base 131 to 1522 and encodes 463 amino acids. Gene Ontology annotation, cellular component: plasmodesma. Gene Ontology annotation, biological process: protein folding. The transcript has 3 exons. Lineage: Eukaryota; Viridiplantae; Streptophyta; Magnoliopsida; Brassicales; Brassicaceae.
UCCAUCAUCAUCAUCAUUCAUCAGUACCAAUCCAAAAGAGCCUUUAUUAUUACACUGUCAAAGCUUAUUUUUAACUCGUGAGCUGAUUCGCUGAGUUCCACAAACUCCCGCAGACACUUAAACAAAAACCAUGAGUUGGUUCCAUAGACUCGAUCUCAUCGACCCGUACACGUGUUCUCCACUCCUCCUCCGAGAAACCUCCAUUGUUGAACCUUCAUCAUUGUUUUUAGGGUUCCCUUCCUUCAUCGACGACGAUGUUGAAGAUCUGUUCGGCUUUUCAUCACCUAGUCCACUCGAUCUGUUCGAACCCGUGACGGAUCUGGUUCAGAUUGAGAAAUCUGGGUCGUCUUGCAAGUACAAGGUGAUACGUCGGAGGCUGGAGCCGGAGUAUCCUCUCAAGUAUCUUUGUGACCGUGUUUCUGAUUUGGAAUCCAAGUUUGAUAGACUUGUUGGUCCUAAGAGCCGUGAUUGUGAUAGGAAGUAUACAUUGACGAAAGAGAUCAAGGGGAGUGGUGAGAGGAAGUAUAAAUGGGAAGCGGAGGUUCAAGGACCGCCGGGGAGGAAGUACAAGGUGGAAGCAGAGAUGGAGGGGGAGACGGAGACCAAGUACAAGUGGGAAGCUGAGAUUGAAGGCCCGGGAGAGAGGAAGUACAAAUGGACGACUGAGAUCAAAGGAGGGAAGAAGGAUGAGGAAGGCUUAAAGCUAGUUGCUUUGAAGAAGGAGAAGGCUAAGGCGAAAGCGAAAGCUAUUGCUGCUGCUGCUGAAGCGGAGGAGAUGAAGAAGAAGACGAAGAAGAAGAAAAGUUACAACUGGACGACGGAGGUGAAGAGUGAGAGAGAGAAUGGAGAGGUUUCGCAUACUUACAUCAUCAAGGCUUCUACUGGAAGCGAGAAAAAGAAACAUGAGGACAAGGAGAAGAAGGAGAAGAAGAGCAAGAAGAAGGAGAAAACUCGUGUUGUAGCGAUUGAGGAGGAGGAAGAAGUAGAAGAUGAGUCGCAAGAACAUGGAGCUAUCGUUCUCAGGAAGGCGUUUGCCAGGAGAAAUGGAGCUGUUAGGACUAAGAAGGGGAAGAAUAAGGAAAUGCCACCUGACUAUGCGGCUGUGAUGAUCCAGAGGGCCUUCAAAGCUUAUUUGGUUCGUCGUUCAAAAUCAUUGCGUACUCUUCGUGAUCUAGCUAUUGCAAAGACUAAACUGAAGGAGCUGAGAGCUUCAUUCCACAACUUCAGUUACCGUCGCCUGAUUGCUCAUGAUGCAGAGGAGCGCCAGAAAUUCUCAGAAAAGAUCAUUGUACUUCUCCUCACUGUUGAUGCCAUAGAGGGAGUUGAUGUAAUGGUUCGAGGAGCAAAGAGAUCCAUGGUGGAUGAGCUCGAAGCAAUGUUGGAUGUGGUAGAUCCGCAACCACAGGGGAAAUCAUUGUCGAUGAGAAGAAGGACAUUCGAUAUGCCAGACAGUUUGAUCCGCAAAGAAAUCGCAGACGGAGUGACUCAGAUCGUCCAGAUGCUUGAAACAGAAGAAGAAUGAUGGAACUGUGUGUGCUUGUGACUUGGGGGCUGUUUUUGUUGUGUUUGUGUCUGGGAAUAAUUAAUUAGCCUCUUUAGUUUGCUUACUGUUCUGAAUGUUUCUAAUUAUGCAGACAAAAUAAGAAUAAGAGAGUGGCUUAGAUAAGAGAGUAGUGUCUCUUAUCAGUGUCAUUUCUCAAAUCUUGUCUCUUGUGUCUUCUUAGUGUGUUUGUCUUUAUCAGGAUAUGUUAUUCCUUUGUGUUCCCAAACUGGUAGACUCUCUUUUGCCAAAUUGCUUAUGAGUUAGUUAUGCUUAUGUCUA